UGGUGUUUGCUAGCCAUGACAGCAAGCUCUUUAUUUUCUCAGGAUCUCCAAACAUGGGUGGAUGGUGCUAAUGAAAAAGGCUUUGUCCUUGUUUCAUUUGGAGCAGGAGUCAAAUACUUGUCAGAAGAUAUAGCACAUAAAUUGGCCCAUGCUCUGGCAAGACUUCCUCAACGAGUUAUUUGGAGGUAUUCAGGGAAGAAACCUAGGAACUUGGGUAACAAUACAAAACUCAUAGAAUGGUUACCGCAGAAUGACUUACUGGGUCACUCUAAGAUUAAGGCCUUUCUGAGUCAUGGUGGUCUGAACAGCAUUUUUGAAACCAUGUACCACGGUGUACCUGUGGUGGGAAUUCCUCUUUUCGGAGAUCAUUAUGACACUAUGACCCGAGUGCAGGCCAAAGGCAUGGGAAUAUUACUAAACUGGAAGACUAUUACUGAGGAUGAAUUAUAUAAAGCACUAGUGAAAGUUAUUAAUGAUCCCAGCUACAGACAAAGGGCCCAGAAGCUGUCUGAAAUUCAUAAAGACCAACCAGGCCAUCCUGUUGAUCGAACAGUCUACUGGAUUAAUUACAUCCUUCGUCAUAAUGGAGCACAGCAUCUACGUGCUGCUGUUUUCACAGUCUCUUUAUAUCAGUAUUUCUUAUUGGAUAUUGCCUUUAUUGUACUGCUUGGUACUGCCUUACUCUGCUACGUUUUGGUCAGGAUAGCAAAAUUUAUCCGCAAGCAAAGCAAACAUCUUUGGUCCACUGAUGAACAUACUACCAUUAAUGGACAUUACCAAAAUGGGAUACCAAAUGGCAAGUAUAGAAGAAAUGGCCACAUUAAACAUGAAAAAAAGGUGAAAUGAGCCAACUUCCCAAUGUACAUUAGCAGCGAAUCAGUUCUAUAACUGAAUUUUAUAGCUGUAACUUAGUCUAACACCUACUUAAAGCAAAACAAUAAACAGUUCUAACGCUCCCCUACA
Podarcis muralis (Common wall lizard) is the source of this 963-nucleotide messenger RNA. The record is from RefSeq and is a predicted model, not a curated record. Lineage: Eukaryota; Metazoa; Chordata; Lepidosauria; Squamata; Lacertidae.